Symbiodinium natans is the source of this 2853-nucleotide messenger RNA. NCBI's taxonomy places the organism in Eukaryota, Dinophyceae, Suessiales, Symbiodiniaceae. The record is from the annotation of a GenBank genome assembly.
AUGAGCCGAGAUGUGACUCUGACUGCGACCAUGACACGGACAAAGCCGAAUUGCUUCAAUUUCCUGUUCCAAAUCCUCAAGAAGAUUGAGAUCCACAGCUCCGAUGUCCGGACACAGUGUGAUAUCUUCAAGGCGUGUGCGUCUGACUACGGUCUCAGCAAAGCUGAACAUGACGCUGUCGAGAACUUGCUGAUGUACAUCUCUCCGAAGGCCAGGGAUAUUCUGUGCAAGCUGGCGUCAACGCAUGGCAUGGUCAAAGGUCCCAUCAAUCAUCAAGGCAUCGCAUCAAAAGCUCUCCGGUCCAAUUUCCUUGUCAAGACCGAUGUUGACUUCUACGAGGACAGGUUGAGCAACGAUGACGAGACCGUGGAGCUUAUCUUGAAGCGUAUUCAGCUCGACUACUUGAACACCGCUGCUGGCAUGAGGAGCAGUGCGUCUGAUGACAAAGUUCAAUUCCUUCAGAAGUCCGCCCGAAUGUUUCUCCUGUACUGCGAGAACCUGCGCAGCAAGUUGCCUUUAGAGGUCUACACGGCUGCGCUCCCAGCCUUGCAAGAGAGCUUCUUGAACAGCAGCUUCGACGACCACCUCGUGGAGCAGCGCGAGAAGCUACCGGUGCCACUGGAAUGCACGUCGCUGCCUGACUUCAAGUACAUCGUCGAUAGGUCAGAGGCGGAAAUGAGAAGCGCAGAGCUGAAGAAACGCAAGGAGCUCCAGAUCAAAGUAGAUCAUGCGAGUUUCGAGUCGCUCGAAUCUGAGAUCAGCGAGGAUCUUGAGAAGCUCGUGCAGUACGACAAAGACCUGGCCCGAGCGAAGGAUCUUUGGGCCCCCAAGGUCCAAUCGCACCAAAGGAACAGGCGCGAGACUGGUCUCAAGAGGGUCAAGGAAGUGAUGGACAGCCGCCUCAGCAUUAUCACUUUGGACAGUGGCUACAAAAGCAUCCCCAAGCACUUUGGGAAUUUCAGGGCAAAGUGUGCAAAGGAUAUGGACUUGACGAAGAUACGUGAGGAAGCCCAGGAGACAUUGGUCGUUCUGGAUUUGGGGAAGCCGCCGACGCUGACAGCUGCGCUUGAGAUGCUGAAAGCUGGAGCGGAUAUUUGCCACCAGUCCGCCAACAACGCGCUCCUCCUGAAGUACCCGUGCAAGACCACGUCCACCAACAUGAAGACGCAUUUCAAUUUGGUAAGGAAGCUGGAGGACGGCCUCCUGACAAACUCGCUCAACAUUGACAUCGCUCUCAACGUGCUCUUCGACACUAGCAGCUUUCACGGCAAUGACAGUCGAGAAGCUUUGUCACGUUUGCGGCUUUGCCUUUCGGAUAAUUUCGAGCACAGCCCGUGGUCAAAAUCUUUGGCGACAGACAACCACAUGCUCAUCGACAAUGUCCCCAUCAUAAGCCAUCGGGACAUGAGGCACAUCCCUCAGUCGAGCGUUGAGUUCCAGACCGAGAACAUCGGUCCCCUCGAGAGGGUGGCCCAGUUGGGAGCAAAAGCGUGGAAGACGAUCUUGCAGCGUCUCACGUGCGGUCGGGGAGGCGAAGAUCAAGGCCCAACAACCCGCAAAGUCACAGUGCUCGAUCCUUGCCCGAACUUUGGGGACGUCCUUGAGGCAGUCUGGAUGCUCAAUGAGGACUGGCAGAAGGGCGCUGAAGUUCCGUUGUUUGUUGGGGCGGGCUUUUACUGCGCAGCAGGAAGCGCUGAAGCUGAAAAGUCCAAGAGCCUUGGAAUGACGAGCUUUUUGCAGGGCAUGCUCAUGCGACGAUGGUGGGAGCCGAGUACAGAAGCAGGCCCGGCAGAACCCCGCCGGACAUCUGACACGCAGGUCCAGAAACCCACCCUGCACAAGUUGACGUGGGAUGACAGGACAGGGAAAGCAAUCGUCCCCAACGUUGUGCUGGAGAGAUUUCGGGAUGCGGACCCAGACGUGCGGGACAAGUGGGAGCUGUUCAGCAAGCAAACGAAGGUGGUUAAAGGCAGACCUAACAACUCCUCUAAUCCCGACCAGGAGGCGCUGGGAAAUCUCGGAUCGCUAUCAUCGGCAUCUACGUCUGGGAAUGACUCGGGUACAGUUGGAAUCAAGCUGGACGGUCCGGAGUUUGACCCUCGAGGCACCCAACCGGUCGACCUGAAGAGAAACCUCAACCCACUUGUGAAGGACUACGCAAAGCAAGACAUGGAUAUGACGAGAGUGUUCCUCGAUCUAAUUCAGCUGUACACUGUGAAGCCCACCCGCGCGCAGCCCGGCAUCUACAUCACCAAAGACAUGUCAGUUCUUCUCUUCAUCGAAAAGGACAUGCAUGGCAAUAGCUUCAACUGCCCGGCCGGUGAGCUUUUCGGGUUCGGGAGCGGCACGUUGCUCUACGAUGUGAUGGCUGGAUUCCAAGGCGCAGUGGGGGCCACUCCGUUCAUCAUAAGCCACGACACAGACUACGUCGUUGCUGUCGAUGAGGGCAAGAAGGAAAUCAAAACGAUCUGCUCACUGGUGUUUGAGGCAGCGCAACUGGGCAUCCCCGACCUGGUGGUGGAGCAUCACGAGUGUGCGCCGAAAACUAUGUCCAAGCAGGGCCGGGACGUGCAAAUGUACUGCCGCAUCGACCUGAAAGCCAAGGCCAAGGGCAUGGCAUUCGUGGGUGAUCGCCUAGAUGACGGAUCGCUUGCUACGCCAACUAUGAAGCGAGGAUUUGUAGGGGCUCUGUUCCGAGAUAAUUUCAAGAAUCUUCCUUUUGCUGCUGGCUACGUGAUUUGGGAGGUGCAAAAAUCGCUGAACCCACCUGCCAUGCUCAAGCCCUCGAAACCCAAAUUUUGGUUGACGGGCCAACUUGAAAUGCAAGCAGACCGCGUGUAUGAGUUGCAGUGA